AUGUAUUGUCCUGUGUUAUUUCAGGGAAAAGAUAUAACGAGUGCAUAUAUCCCUGAUGCUACGUGGUAUGAUUAUGAAACUGGUGAAAAACGAACCUGGAGAAAACAACGUGUUGAUAUGUAUCUACCAAAAGAUAAAAUAGGAUUACAUCUUAGAGGCGGUUAUAUUAUACCCAUUCAACAACCUGCUGUCACUACAACAGCAAGUCGAAAGAAUCCUUUAGGACUUAUCGUUGCAUUGGAUAAUAACACAGCAAAAGGAGACUUUUUCUGGGAUGAUGGAGAAUCUAAAGAUUCCAUAGAAAAAGGCAACUAUAUAUUUUACACAUUUUCAGUUUUAAAUAACAAAUUAGACAUCGUAUGUACACAUUCAUCAUACCAAGAAGGAACAACUUUAGCAUUUGAGACUAUAAAAAUACUUGGUUUGACAAACACUGUUACACAAGUUCAAGUGGCAGAAAAUAACCAACAAACAAAUAUUCAUAGCAGUUUUACUUAUCAUGCUUCCAAUCAGAGUCUCAUAAUUGAUAAUCUCAAGUUUAACCUUGGAAAAAAUUUCACAGUUCAAUGGAAUCAAGUGUUUUUAGACUCUGAAAAAUUUGAUUGUUAUCCAGAUAAUAACCCUGAAAAUAAACAAAAUUGUGAAGAACGUGGCUGUUUAUGGGAACCGAAUUCUGCAGCAGAAGGACCUAGGUGUUACUUUCCUAAACAAUACAACUCUUACUUAAUCAAUUCAACUAAAUAUUCAUCAAUGGGUAUAACAGUUGACCUCCAGUUGAAUACAGCAACUGCAAGAAUAAAGAUGCCUUCUAAUCCUAUCUCAGUUCUUCGUUUGGAGGUGAAAUAUCAUAAAAAUGAUAUGCUGCAGUUUAAGAUUUAUGAUCCCAAAAAUAAGAGAUAUGAAGUUCCAAUACCGAUGGAUAUUCCAACUACUCCUACAAGUACAUAUGAAAAUAGACUUUAUGAUGUUAACAUCAAGGAAAAUCCUUUUGGCAUCCAGAUUCGACGGAGAAGUACAGGAAGAGUAAUUUGGGACUCAUGUCUACCUGGGUUUACUUUUAAUGAUCAGUUCAUUCAAAUAUCUACUCGUCUGCCAUCAGAAUAUGUAUAUGGCUUUGGUGAAGUGGAACACACACAGUUUAAGCGGGAUCUAAACUGGCAUACUUGGGGAAUGUUCACCAGGGACCAACCCCCUGGUUAUAAACUUAAUUCUUAUGGAUUCCAGCCUUAUCAUAUGGCUCUAGAAGAUGAGGAAAAUGCACAUGCAGUUCUUCUACUUAAUAGCAAUGCAAUGGAUGUUACAUUUCAACCAACUCCUGCUCUUACUUACCGCACAAUUGGAGGAAUCUUGGACUUUUAUAUGUUUUUAGGUCCAACUCCAGAAGUUGCAACCAAACAAUACCAUGAAGUAAUUGGCCGGCCAGUCAUGCCACCUUACUGGGCUUUGGGAUUUCAGUUAUGUCGUUAUGGGUAUAAAAACACUUCAGAGAUUAAACAAUUAUAUGAGGAGAUGGUAUCUGCUCAGAUCCCUUAUGAUGUGCAAUAUACAGACAUUGAUUAUAUGGAAAGGCAAUUAGACUUUACAAUUGGUAAAGAAUUCCAAGACCUUCCUGAAUUUGUUGAUAAAAUAAGAAGUGAAGGAAUGAAAUAUAUUAUUAUUCUGGUCUGGCCAGAUUUACCCAAUAUAACCAUAGAUGACAGCCUAACUGACGAUGAAGCAGUCAAUGUUUCCAGAGCUCAUGUAGCUUUUCCCGAUUUCUUAAAGAAUUCUACAGCAGAGUGGUGGGCAACAGAAAUUGAAAACUUUUAUAAUACAAAUAUGAAGUUUGAUGGCUUGUGGAUUAAAUUUGAGAGGUUCUUCAGUGAAAAAGCAACCUGGGAUAUAUAUAAGCAGUUCUUGUGGGGUCCAGCAUUUAUGGUUACCCCUGUACUGGAACCUAAUUCAGACUCUGUCUAUGGUUAUAUCCCUGAUGCUCGGUGGUUUGAUUAUCAUACGGGCCAAGAUAUUGGUUAUAGGAAAAUGUUUCAUACUUUUGAUGCUCCUUUAUAUAAAAUAAAUCUACAUGUUCGUGGAGGUCACAUCUUGCCAUGUCAAGAGCCUGCUCAAAACACACAUUUUAGCCGACAAAAUUACAUGAAACUUAUUGUUGCUGCUGAUGACAAUCAGACAGCACAAGGAUAUCUAUUUUGGGAUGAUGGAGAGAGUAUAGAUACCUAUGAAAAUGAUCAAUAUCUCUUGGUGCAAUUUAAUUUGAACAAGACUACCUUGACAAGCACUAUAUUGAAAAAUGGCUACAUAAAAACAGGAGAAUUGAGACUUGGAUUCAUCAAUGUAUGGGGAAAAGGAAAUACAAUUGUUCAAGAGGUUAAUAUCACAUAUAAAGGCAAUAAAGAAUCAGCUAAAUUUUCUCAAGAAGAAAAUAAGCAGAUCUUAAAUAUUGAUUUGGUUACUAAUAACAUUGCUCUGGAUGAACCAAUAGAAAUCAGCUGGAUCUGA
Messenger RNA from Suncus etruscus (white-toothed pygmy shrew), 2496 nucleotides. It is a transcript of the gene SI, whose product is annotated as sucrase-isomaltase. Gene Ontology annotation, biological process: carbohydrate metabolic process. The record is from RefSeq and is a predicted model, not a curated record. Lineage: Eukaryota; Metazoa; Chordata; Mammalia; Eulipotyphla; Soricidae. The transcript is spliced from 23 exons. The coding region runs from base 1 to 2496 and encodes 831 amino acids. Gene Ontology annotation, molecular function: carbohydrate binding; alpha-1,4-glucosidase activity.